CCAAAGUGCAAGAGAUGACUGUUCUGUGAUUAUAAAAGACAGGGGCAAUCUAAAUCUAACUGAAGGAAAAGAUUCGAACUGUAGAAGUGUUUGUAACUGCUGUCGAAAAUCUUUUAAGGACUGUAGCAACAUAUAUCUCAGAGAGUUGAAAAUGAGUGACCAGGGAAGUGUAAACGACACAGAAAUUGAAGCUGAUGUUGACGAGGUGGCAUCAGAUUCUGCUUGCGUACAUGACGAGUCAGUUGAUGAGAUGCACAUAGCAGGCAACUCAACUUGGGCGCUGCUUCCCAUGGUGCAGGAAGAAGAGGUGGCUGUGGAGAUCUGGCCACCCAGUGUCACAGAGCACUCAGGACUGGAGCAGCUUCCCUCACCCUGUGACACCAGCAGCACAUCACAUGACAGUGAUACUUAUGAUAGUGACUGUGCUAGUAUUGACAUCAAUGAAAACAAUAUUUGUUUAUUUCAUUUCAACGAUUUUUGUAUUGGUAACUAUAAUAGAAAUAAUGGAGUAUUGUCAGUUUUUCACAUAUGCAAUUAUUCAUUUUUUAACUAUAACAUUCAUAACCGAAAUUUUCGUUUUGUUGUGUAUAAUGGCUCAAACAGUAUCCCGUCAUUGUUAUCAAUAGUACGUGAUAUUGUAUUUAAUAUAUUUUAUAUGUCUACAGAUACUUAUAAUUGCGAUUAUACUAAUACUGAUAUCAAUGAAAACUUUGUUUGGUUACUUCGUUUCCAUGAUUUUUAUAUUCUUAGAUAUAACAGAAAUAAUGAAACGUUAUCAGUUCUUGACAUCGGCAAGUAUUCAAUUUUUAGUUAUAACUUUCGUAACCGAAAUUUUCAUUUUAUGAGGUAUAAUGGCUCAUUGUUAUCAAUAUUACGUGAUAUUGUAUUUAAUAUAUUUUAUAUGUGUAGAGAUACUGGUAAUCACGAUUAUACUAAUACUGAGACCAAUGGAAACAAUAUUUGAUUACUUAAUUUUCACGAUUUUUUUAUUGGUAACUAUAACAGAUAUAAUGAAACAUUAUCAGUUCUCGAGAUAGGCAAUUAUUUUUUUAUUUAUAAUAUUCGUAACCGAAAUUUUGGUUUCAUUAGGUUUAAUGGCUCAUUCAGUCUCUCUUCAUUGUUGUCAAUAGAAUUCGAUAUUGUAUUUAAUAGAUUUUAUACAUAUAUAUACUUUAUAUCUUAUAAUGAAAUCAAUAUUAUGUUAGUGUUGCAGUUAGUAUUGCUAUUGUAUAUUUUAUAAAUAAUCGAUAUGCACUAUUAAACUGAAAAUAAAACGAUUGUUUAGUUGUAAUAUUCGUACCCGAAAUUUUGUUUUCAUUAGGUUUAAUGUCUCAUACAGCAUCUCUUUAUUGUUGUCAAUAGAAUUCGAUAUUGUAUUUAAUAGAUUUUAUAUAUAUAUAUUACUUAUAUAUCUUAUAAUGAAAUCAAUAUUAGGUUUGUGUUGCAGUUAGUAUUACUAUUGUAUAUUUUAUAAGUAAUCGAUAUGCACUAUUAAACUGAAAAUAAAACGAUUGUUUAGUUAUAAUAUUUGUAACCGAAAUUUUGUUUUCAUUAGGUUUGUUGUCUCAUACAGCAUCUCUUUAUUGUUGCCAAUAGAAUUCGAUAUUGUAUUUAAUAGAUUUGGUAUGUAUAUUACUUAUAUAUGUCGUAAUGAAAUCAAUAUUAUGUCAGUGUAACAGUUAGUAUUGCUAUUGUAUAUUUCAUAAAUAAUCCUUAUGCACUAUUAAACUGAAAAUAAAACGAUAAUCCAUGGAAAGAAGA
Molecule: messenger RNA, 1761 nt
Organism: Schistocerca gregaria
Lineage: Eukaryota; Metazoa; Arthropoda; Insecta; Orthoptera; Acrididae
Exons: 3
Coding region: 152-964 (270 amino acids)
Source: RefSeq, a predicted model, not a curated record